UACAUAUAAAACGGGGGCUGCACAUCACUGUUGUUGUGUUUGUCUUUAAUGUGUUUUCUAAUAAUGUGUACAGGACCAGGGCCCGGGCGAUAUGUCCUACCACCAAUGAUUGGAUUUGUAGGCCAUGAUUUUACAAAGUUGACGAGUCCUGCUUACUCUUUUCACGGCAGAACGAGUGACAAUAUGUACAGCAUAGACAUCAAUCCAGGGCCGAAAUAUCAUAUUGAUGCAAAGCUUACUCGUUUUGGAAGGGAUGGCACCCCAGCCUAUUCCAUACAUGGAAGAAUGAAAAAUCGAGCAGGAUUUUUCUGCACUCCAGGACCAGGAGCAUACAGCCCCGAGAGGGCAGUUCUUGGCAGCACCCAUCGCAAACCACCAUCCUACACCAUGGGCUACCGCACUCAGUAUCGCUCUGUCGACGCCGUACCCGCCCCAAACAAAUACAGCCUUCCUUCACUCAUGGGCUCCCACGUCCUGACCAAGACAUCCAGUGCCAGUUACACCAUCUCUGGAAGAUGCAAAACUGGGGGUCAUGCUGAGGACUUAUCAAAAACUCCAGGUCCUGGCAGAUAUAACAGCACAGAUCCCAGCAUCUAUCAACCAAAACAACCAGCUUUCUCUAUGCUGGGUAGACACGCGAGCACAAGAGAGUCCACAUUAGUACCAGGUCCAGGAAGUCAUAACCCUGAGAAAGUGACAGUGCACAAACCUAGACCCCCUGCGUUCUCUUUAGGCAUCAGACAUUCAGAGUUUGUAACCCCUUUAGUUUUAGAUUAGUACUAGUUUGAGGUUUGUACCUGUGAGUACAGAAAUGACUUUUAGGAAAACAAUAAAGUAAUUCAUCAUAGAGAGGCAAUAAUACAAACAUUAUAAUAUAUAUAUAUUAUAUGAUUAUGUGUGUUAUAAAUACACAAACAUUAAAAAUUGGUUUGGAAGAAAUUAUUUUAAAAAUAAUGGCUGAUGUAAUAAUGGCUGAAAUAGCUUUUAUUUUAAUACCUAGAAAUAAUCAAUUUUUUAGCCAUUGAAAUGUUUUAGAGCUGUGCAUACCUAGAAAAAAAACCUUUAAUAUAGACAUAUCCAUUUCUGAUUUAACUUAAAAAUAUAUAUUUUUUUAACAUCUCUGACA
Triplophysa rosa is the source of this 1126-nucleotide messenger RNA. RefSeq names its product CIMAP1 family member D (gene cimap1d). The transcript has 3 exons. The record is from RefSeq and is a predicted model, not a curated record. Bases 49 to 777 code for a protein of 242 amino acids. Gene Ontology annotation, cellular component: cytoskeleton. NCBI's taxonomy places the organism in Eukaryota, Metazoa, Chordata, Actinopteri, Cypriniformes, Nemacheilidae.